ACCGCUUUAAUUUCCUUUUCAAAAUCAAACCCCCACCCCUGCCCCCUCUCCUUUCAAUGCCGAAGGCAACUCCUCUCUCUUCAAUGUCGGAGGCAACUCCGAUGAGAAGCGAUCUAAGCAGCAGCAGCAGCAGCAACGAAUACAGGAAGCGUCUUCGUUCUCAUCAAACCCCAACUCGUGUAACCGUAAGAAGAUCCCCUCGAUUUCACCCCCAAAUUACUAAAAAUCUGGUAGAAAUCACACCAAAUCCAACAAAGGAACCCUCUUCCCGCAAAACCCAUCUCCGAUCUCCCCCAGUCUCUCCAAACCCAACUCGGAUUUCUUCUCCCAAGAAAACCCAACAAAGGUGUCCGACGAAAUGCCUCAGUGAGCCGUUGAGAUCCAUCAAUAACCUACAGGGGUCUUUGAGGCGUUCGCGGAGGUUAUCCUCUCUUCCUUUGUCCCAGAUUUCAAAUGGGUCGAAUAAAGAGAACGUGGGUAUUGAAAACUUUGGUGUGGAAUUGGUCAAAGAGAAGAAUAAUGGUGAAAAGAAAAGAGGGGAAAGAGAUGGGCUUCUGAAUUUGAAGAUUUUUGAGAAGAAAGAGAAUGUGGGUGUUGAAAAUCUUGGGGCGAAAAUUGUAAAAGAGAAGGAUAAUUUUGAAAAGAGAAGGGGAGAAAAAGACGGGCUUGUGAAUUUUAAGAAUAAAGAAAAUGUGGGUAUUGGAAAUUUUGGUGUGAAAAUGGAGAAGGAGAAGAAUAAUGUUGAGAAGAAGAGGAAAAUGGAGCGAUGUUGUGAAGAAGGUAUCCAGAGUAUCCAGAGUUGUGGCUCCGAUGAUUGGACGAGACAGCAAGAGGCUGCCCUUCAGCGCGCUUACUUGGCAGCAAAGCCAUCACCACAUUUCUGGAAGAAGGUUGCUAAGAUGGUGCCAGGAAAAUCUGCACAGGACUGCUUUGAUCGAGUCAAUAGUAGUUUCGACACUCCACCUCAACCACAACCUCGUUCAAGGGCAAUAAAGUCCAAGCUGUCUCCUAUAAGCAAUUUCAGUUUAUCGUGCAGUAAACCUAUUCAAAAUCCUAGCCAACCAGUUAAAAAGCUCAGCAGCAGAAAAAAGAGCCUUGUUGCACAAAAAACUGUAAGACACUUUUUGAAAAAGCACUCAGAAAAGGAUCAAAAUCACCAAGUAGAUCAUUUCUCAGUUCUGGAAACUUCUCCAGAUGCACUCGUUGUGGAUUUACUGGAAAUAAAUUCACAUAUAGACCCAACUUGUCCGCUGAGUCCUCCUAAUUUCCUGCAGAAGUGUAGUGGAGGAUUAUCUUCAGGUCAUCAGAAAAUGCUCUCAAGAUUCAAGCCAAAUAACCCGAGUCCUGAAGUUCUAAAGAGGGUCAAGAACGUAGCAUUGCAUGAGAAAUAUAUCGAUCAGCUGCAUAAUAGAGAUGCAAGGAGAAAAUCUGUCGCUGCUAGAGUUUGCAAGAAUGUGGAUGAGGUGAAAAUUGGUGGGCUUAAAGCUGCUAAAACUGCUCUCAUGUCUGAAGCAAGAGAGUUUAUCAGUCAAUUUCAACACAUGAGAGCCAAUUGUCAGUGUGACGCUGACAUUGAUGAUGAUGAUGAUGAGGAAAUGGAGGAGGAAGAUGAUGAAUGAGGAGUAUUGUGCAGGAAUACGAGGAACUUAUAUUGAAAUUUGAUGCAGGAACUUGUAUUGAAAUUUGAUGCAAUCGGAGCAUUUGUUGUGUAGUUUCUAAGUAUGCCCAUUGUUUCCUAUUGAUGAGAUUUUAGAUG
Messenger RNA from Asparagus officinalis (garden asparagus), 1756 nucleotides. RefSeq lists its product as uncharacterized. The record is from RefSeq and is a predicted model, not a curated record. NCBI's taxonomy places the organism in Eukaryota, Viridiplantae, Streptophyta, Magnoliopsida, Asparagales, Asparagaceae. The transcript is spliced from 2 exons. The coding region runs from base 57 to 1619 and encodes 520 amino acids.